CCAUAUUGGAAAAAUGCAAAUCUCUGUAAACUGUGACGAUUCUGCGGCGGGAGUGACAAGGAUUUAAUAAGAAUUUGAUUAUUUACCCACCUUUCAUUUAUGAGUUGGGUUUUCUCGGCUGCAAUGAAUGCAUUGCUGAUGAAUUACUCGGUUUUGUUUUGUAUAUAAAGUUUGCGUUUGUUUGAAUCAAAGUUUGCUAGAAUCAAAAUGGCCUCAAAAUUACGAGCCAGCAAGGGAAAAGCCUCUGUUUAUCUCCAAAGAGGAAUGAGCGAGGAAAUUGGCUAUGAAGAUGUGCUGCUUGCUCAGUGCAUGGACAAAAUCCAAAAGAGUUCUCCUGUUCGUAAAGAAAGGGAAGCAAAGUUGUCUCCAUAUGCAGUAUCAACGCACACACACAGCAGUACUCAGUUAAAGAGACCAAAGUCAGCGAUAUUGUCUCAUAAAGGAAAAUCAAAAAGUACUCCUCACACUGUGAUUGGCUGGGCUGACAAAACAGACUGGAUGAUGACAGAGCCACGUCCAAAACAGCACACCCGCCCUGUAUCAGCUCCUGCUACCAGGAAUAGGUCAGGCUCAAUUAGCUCAGGAACUUCAUCCUUUUCCAGAAAAUCAUCAGUGUCUAGUUCAGCAAGUGGCAAGAAGAAAAAACCAUUGUAUAAGAAAAAACCUCCACUAAUUUGUGUCAGAGCAUUUCAGAAUGGAAACAGAGAUAACUAUGCCAGAAUUGCAGUUCCAGAUCUCACUCAGCUCCUUGAUGCCUGCACUGACAAACUGGGACUUGUGUCUGCAGCAAGGAAGCUCUUUCUAUCUGAUGGCACAGUUGUUACUCAUCCUAGACAACUUUCACGAGAUAUGGAUGUUUAUGUGUCUUGUGGGGAGGCUUUCAGAGAUCCUUAUGCUUCUAUAUUAGACAGAGAAGAGCUGCGCAGGUCUGCUUCUUGGACACUGAGUGGGAUAGUUUUACCUGAGGAUCGCUCCAGAGGUCGCACAAAGCCAUCUCUCUCCAAGAGAAUGCAAUCGCUUGUGGAAAGUCAAAAGAGAAGAAUAUUGGUGUUUAGGAACGGUGAGAGCUCUGAUGGAGUGGAAAUAGUUGCUGGGAGAUUUGACGAGUUCUUGGAUGACUGCACAAAGAAAUUAAACUUGGAGUCUGGGGCUAGAUUAUUGUUUGAUUGGCAGGGAAAGGAGAUCAAGAGUUUUUCAGAAGUACCAGUACUGGACAGAGUUCUUCAGCCAUCAGUCAGUGUUAUUUUAGGACCAGUUUGGGUGACCAGGGGAGGGGAGAGAUUCAGUCCUAAAGGAGCUUAUCAUUUUAUCACAACACUUUUGCUGAGCACCAAGGACAGAUUAAAGCAAAGCAAAGUUUACAAGAAAGAGCUUCAAAAAUGUCUGAAAGGUGAAGAAGUUGUCUCCAAAGAAAUAAUGGCCAUGAGUGAAGCAGAGAUUGAAAAUGAAAUAAAGGAGGUUGACCAGCACAUAACAGACCUUUCAAGUGUGAUACCAACACUACAGUCUCAUCUGGGUUUGGUGGAAGCAGCAUCGCAUGAAGAGGUAUCAGCAGUAUUGGAAAACUACAGAUAUCAGCACUUGUCACAAAUUGCCCCUGAGAGCAGACUGCUAGGAAAACAGGGACUGAAACUAAAGGUAUAUGAAAAUGGUUCUGCGGGUGAUGGGGUGAUAGUUUACUUCAAUCUACAUGAAGCAGAGAAAGGGAUUCAGGGUGACAAGGCGUUAAUGCAUCGUUUUCUCGACGCAUGUACCAGCUGUCAGAAGGUGUCUGAUAGCAGCGGUGGGCCAGCUGGGAGGAGGAUCGCCAAAAGGGUGUUCACUAGGGAAGGAGAGGAGAUCACUGAUGUACACGAUUUGACGUAUGAUCAACACAUAUGGUUGUCAUAUGGGGAGGACUUUAAACCGCCUCAUGUUGUUGUUCUUCAGCUGUGCUUAGACAAAGCUACAUGUUUGUCACUGUGGGGUGAGAAGGAGAUGGUUCAAAGAGAGAGUUUUGAUGAUGAAGGCAAAGGCAAGGAAAAAGCUUCUCUCUGGAGAGCAGUUAAUGGCUUUCCGUCGGGCAGCAAACGUCACCUCGUCAAUCUGCUAAAUCCUGGUAGUGAACUCUCACAAGCUCAAAAUCUGCAGAUGAUGCGGGUGGACGAGAAUGGCUGUUUCCUACAGUAUAAAGAGAACAAGAACCUGGUGCUUUACCCAGAACUUUCUGUGACAGAAAAGAGGAAGAAAGGAGAUAAAGUUUCUUGGCUUCCUGAUCCACAAGGAUGGGUUGUAACACAGAGUGGUUUGAUUCACAGUAAGGCCAUGCCACAGUUAGCGUUGUCCAGGUCAGAACAUGCCAUUACUGUGACAAAUGGAGAUACAGUUGUGGAAGGUUAUCCUGUGGUAGUUGCAAAAAGGAAUCCUAGUGACCCCAAUCAACAGUGGGGAUUCAGUCCUACAGGACAGAUCUACUCCCUCUCAAAACCAAGUCAUGUGUUGACAUAUAUUGGAGACCGAGAUGUUAAAGAUAUUGAUUCAGAUAAAAAGCCAUCAAAUGCCAACCUUCAAGAGCAAGAGGCAUCAUCUGGCUUGGAAAAUUUAAAUUUAAUGGAUGAAUUUGGACUGGGGGAUCAGAUUUUCCUCGCAGAGGGUGCUAGCAUGGAGCUCAGCCCAUCUCCAUCUGAUGGGACGGAGGAGAAGACUGAGGCAGGGCUUGGACAACUUAAAGAUGAGUUUCUUGGUAAAAAAUACUCAGUUGUACUUUUGCCCAAAAAGCAUGGUGAUGGCACUCAAAGAUGGGCCAUGAAACAAGAAGAUUUGUCCAAUAUUGGUCAGUGGAAAUAUUCAACUGUUUCUAAUCCUGAGUGGAAUAAGAGAGCACUUUCCUGGCCAGUCAAUGAGGAUGGAACAUGGAACACUGAUUUUACUUGGCCCAUGGAGGGUUUCUUGCUACCUUUUGCUCCACCAGUCAAGAAGGCCACACAAAAGAAAGUCAUCACAGCAGGAACCCCAGCCAGAUUACGAGUGUUGAAAAAUGGGGAAUCAGAUCACUGCAGAGCUGUUAUAGUUGUUGGUCCAGACUUGACAAAUAUGUUACAUGAUGUCAAUGGCACAAGUCCAAAGAGCCCUUUGAAAAAACACAAAAGGAGAGCUACUUUGGGCAAACAUGAACAUUCUGGUGAAGACUUAGCUGGUUCUUGUCAUCCACUUGAUCACAAACGACUUGAGCUAGAUCUGUUCCUUGAUAGAUGCACUGAAGCAGUUGGUUUGCCGUUUGCCGCACGAAGACUUUACACUGAAGACGGCAAAGAAGUUGUUAGUCUAUCAGAGCUGGAGAGGAAUCAACUGGUCUACGUCACAUGCGGCGAACCCUGGAACGAUCCACAGCUGUCUUACUCUGAGCAACAAAGAAGAGCAGUGCUAGCAAACCUGGCAGCUGAUAUCUCUCACAUUAGGCAGUUCUGUGCCUUGAGGGAACCUUCAGACUUCGUCCUUCAAGUUGAUGGAUCUGUUACCACUGGUUCUCGUGUAUGUGUAGCGCAAUGUGCCCUGAGCUCUGAUGAACGAGAAAAACUGGCCUCCGAGAAAACUGACCAAGAAUUAUCUGUGGAAGAAGAAAGUCGUGAGGACAUGUACAGCCAUGUUUUAAAUGCUCACGAACGAUCUCAUAUCAGAGCUGAACAGCGCCUGAAGACCUUACGAUGGCCGUGGGAAAAUGAGAAGACUUUUAAGGAUGACCCAUCAGUAGACGAUAAGGAUGACGAAGACUUCUUCGAUGAAGUGAUGUUCUCUGAUCGACAGCUGCAGAGGAAAUUUAGACGCCAGGUUCUUAAGACUCAGGAUGCCAAGCCAGCCGACCCUUGCCAACGACAGAGGUGGUCUUUAAAUAAUGAUGGCUUUAUCAGCCUUAAGGGAACCCCCCUGGUGUUAGGACUCACUGAUUCUGCUAAUGAGGGAAAAGCUGAAGUUAUUCUUUGUAAAAAGAAGGUGGAGGAUUUUACUCAGAGAUGGGUUAUUGCUGAAGAUGGUUCCAUAUACCAGCGCUCCAACCCGCAGCUUGUGUUAACAGUCACCACCCCUCCUCUGGGGAAUGAUCCAUUUAACCUAGACUACUCCCCAGCGCAAGGUUUUGAAGGAGCAGCAGUGAUUGUCGCACAUCGUAAGGGCUGCGCUAAUGGGAAUGCCAGUCAGUUGUGGAGAUAUGAUCCUAUAACUGGAUUUGUAGAGGCUUUUUCUGCAGAUACGACAAACAGAGAAAUUACUGCUGCUAACAAGUCUAACGUGUGUACAUUCGCUGUGCUUGGACCUCAGCAAGUUCCACAGCCUGGCUAUGUGUACAUGGCUGGUACAUCUAAAGAAACUUACCUGUGUGAAGCUUGCGGGAAGGUGUCAAGAGGGAGACACAAGCUACAGAGACUUCAUCAGUAUCACAGAGGCUUUGCCUGUGCGUUAGGAACAGCACAAGAGAAAGGGUUUAGGCUGAGCAGUUGUUUCAAGUGCUUGAACAGCAAGGUUGACCUAUCAACUCUUGAAGCAGAAGCCACACUGGACUUGUGGGAGCAUCAACUUGUGAGACUUAGGAAUGAAGGCAGCGUACGGACCAUAACUCGCGAGCUGCACAUGGCUCAGAGUGUCCCUGCCGUCAGAAUAAGGGCCUUUAAGAACGGCGAAGGAAGCAGGGGGCAUGGGGAGAUUAUGAUUGGCUCGAGUAUUCACGCGCUACUUGAUCAGUGCACGGUGAGACUUGGACUGGCUUCAGCUGCUCGCCGCUUGUACACUUGUUGUGGGGAACUGAUCACUGACGUACAGCAGCUUAUCAGACCAUAUGCUAUGAGGAAUGAGCAGGACAACGACACAGAAACACAACAACUGAAUGCUAACUUCGACAGCAAAACUAACAAGAUCCCUGAAGAGCGAUUGGUUCAUGAUGGUCAUGAUGUUCAUGAUGGUCAUGCAGUAGACGUUGUGGAAGCAGAAAACCGCCCUUUUUCCAAAACCAAGGAGUCAAGAUCAACUGCAGCCGAAGAAAGGGAGAAAGAACUGUUAGAGACAGAAGCUUUUGACAAGUUAAACAUCUCGGACAGUGAACACGAAGAUGAACAGUCCUCAGGGAAUGUGACGUUCCGAAUCAGUGAAGGCCGCACUGGUCCUGUGCCGAUCAUAAACAGGAAAGAUCAACAUGGUUUUCCCAGAUGGGACGCUCGGUGGCCUAUUGAUGUCUGGGUGUCCUGUGGUGAACCGUUUGUGCCUUUGGAAGAGGCUGAAAAGCAGUAUCUACUGUCGAUGAAACACAGAGAAGAGAGAACCUGGGUUCAAGCGUACCUUGACCAGGAGAAACACGUGUUGAGACACAUGCAGGGACGACGAAUCAGUGGAUUGAGUCCUCCAUCCUCCCCCAGGGGGAUUGGACUGACAGUUGCGUGGCACGAACCCACCCGGGCUGAGGAAAGAAAGGAAGAGACCAUCAGUGAACUCAAGAAUCAUUUGCAUGGAGUGAAAUCGCGACAAAGUCAGAGUGAAGUUGUGUUGAGCAAAAGUGCUAAGGAAUCCACACGAGGGCUUUACUCUAAACCAAAAACGGUGAAAGUGAACGUGUUUCCGAAUGGUGAGGGAAAGCAACGAAGUGUAGCUGCUUUUGGGGCCACCAUGCAAGAGUUGUUAGAUGCAAGUACUGCUCGCUUGAACUUAAGUAGCGCUGCUAGGAGACUUUUUACACUGGAUGGCGACGAGAUCACCAAUUUCGACGAAAUAGAAAGAGAUGAGUAUGUUUGUGUAAGCUGUGGUGAAGGCUUUCUUCGUGCAACAGAUCGUCAGCAUCGUCAGGAACUUAAAGCCACCUGGUCUCGUUUGAACAGACAGUCUGGUGGUACAGUGAUCCCUGGAGAGGGACCGGUGACCAGAAACAGUGUAACAUUUGACAACACAAUCCUUGCCCUGCCUGCCCCAGUCUCUCCGCCACCUCCGUCACGUGUUCCACCGUCACCCACAAGACAAAUGUCUGUUCAUCGAAUGUCCAGCCGCCAUCGAUGAUCGAUCGACAGUUGUCAAUCAACGCACUAACUGUUUUGUACUAUGGAUACUGUUGGCAUGAAGAGUGGGAUCUAUUUAAAUAAUUUUGUAUAUUUCAAGAAAAUAUUUAUGGUGUAAAAAUCGUACUGUUGUAAAUAGGAAGAUUAACAGAAUAAUUUGGCGUUCUUCUUUCAUGCAGAUGAAAUGCAACUUUUUUUACGCUGAUGUCAUGUUUGGAAUCGUGUGAAAUUGUAUGACUGGUUGUGUUACAACGUAACGAGAAACUGUUUUGACAGGGAAUGGUUUCAGGUUACAGAGUAACAACCCUUCUUGGAAAAGCUAAAAAAUAGAUUUUUUCUUUAUUUUUAGA
Messenger RNA from Stylophora pistillata, 6361 nucleotides. Its product is annotated as doublecortin domain-containing protein 1. Gene Ontology annotation, biological process: regulation of mitotic cytokinesis; intracellular signal transduction. Gene Ontology annotation, cellular component: midbody. Gene Ontology annotation, molecular function: microtubule binding. Lineage: Eukaryota; Metazoa; Cnidaria; Anthozoa; Scleractinia; Pocilloporidae. The record is from RefSeq and is a predicted model, not a curated record.